AGAGAGAGAUUCUGUUCUUCUUAUGCAUAUGACAAGAUCAAUCUAAUUGUAAGAAACUGGUUCGUGUAUCUUGCAUUUAUGGUAAUGGUCCAGAUGGGUCACAGCCAUAAAAAAAGACACAGAGAUCUCUCCAAACUUUGUAGGUGACGCCAAAUCAUGUGUGUCUUAAUCCUCCUGGGUGGGGUUUAGCUGUUACAUCUACUCUCUGUCCGGUUUUUGUUCGGGUUUUGAUCAGCCAUGUCUGUGCUCAUAUUCUUCGUCUCGAUCAUGGCUUUGCCCAGAUUCUCCUUCUCGACAUGUCCAUACGCCUUUGUUCAUCACGCCAACCACGAGUUUCUGCAGAAAACGGACAGAUUCUGGGAGUUUCAGGAGGAAACCAACAGAUGGGUCGAAGCCGAACUACCCUACGAUCUUGUCUCUUGCGUGAACGGUAACUGCACUAAAGUGGGUUCGAUCCGGAAAACGAUAAAGGCUCAAGAAGAUGAAGAGAAGCACGUGCGGAAAAGGAAGAACAAGGGUAGUGAUCAAGAGAGUUAUGCGAAAAAGUCAGAGAAUUCAGACACCAUUCUGCGUCAGAGGAGAAGAAUCUCGUUGACGAAGAUGUCCGCAACGUCGUUGUGGAUCACCGGCGAGAGCGGAUCGAUCUACGAGAGGUUUUGGAACGGAGUUCAGUGGGUGAUUGCCCCUCAUGAUCUUGCGGAAUCAGCCGGGACUGCAAUCUCUGUGUACAUAGUCAACCAAACCAUUCUUGCCUUGUCUGAAGCAGGAACUCUGUAUCAGAUGCAAUUCGCAGAGGAGAACUCACAGCCAAAUUGGGUAGAGUUCAUGCCUCAAGAAACAGAACAGAGUGUAGCUUCCAAGAUUAAGUCCGGUGUCAUUUCCCGUGACGCCAGGAAAGCUUAUUUCUGCACGAAAGACGGGAUGUUGCUGGAACUUAUCGACGCCGAAACUCCGAGAUGGAUGAACCAUGGCCGGCCACCGGGAGCAGAUGUUGCAGCAAUUGCAGAUGUUGCAAACAUCAAAGACAUGAUAUUUACCGUUAGUUCUACAGGAGUUCUGUAUCAAUAUUGCAGAAACUCAAAACCGCCAUGGAAGAAGCACCUUCGGAAACAAGAUAAAGCCGACGAUACUUCUCUAGCUCCGCUGCUCGGAUGCGCCAUCCAUGGAAUCGUUGGAGAUCACUCCGUAUCGUUAUUCCUUCUAACAAAGGGAGGUGAUUUGGUAGAGAGGAGACUGCACCAGAGAAAAUGGAAAUGGAUAAUUCACGGCCGGCCCCCGGGAAAUAAUCGAUUCACAUCGAUCGCUCGGGUUCUGCAAGAUGAACAGAACGAGGUAUUAUCCUCAGGCUUGUUUCUCUCAACAUCUUCUGGAUUGGUUUUCGAGUAUCAGAUGCUGAAGCAUGAAGGAUCGCCGCGAAGGAACGAAGUCACGGAUGCGUGGAUCAAUCAUAUGCAUCCAGAGAAUGCAAAAGUUGCAAGAGGUAUUGCAGGGUUACCAUUACAAGCCGGCAGGAUAGUUUUCCCGCUGGAUGAUGGACGGCUCGGGGAACUUCACCUGUCGGGACAAGGCGGUGAACAUCUCGGGCCGAAUGAUCCGUCAAACACCAAGAGAAAACCGUCGGCAAAGUAUGUUUGGACAACCUUAGACGCCCCGGAAAGCGAAGGCUGGAACGCAGAAUACUGCGUAGAAGAGCGCGGAUCAUCAAACUGCAUGAUCGGUAUAAAGGACGAAUCGACAAGAACUGCUGUUUCGAGAAGGAGAAAAGGCUCACAAGUACAAGAAUAUUACCUACCUCGAGCCGCCUCGGAUGUCGGGAAACAGACGAAAACUUCCGAAACGUCCGCUCCCCCGGGGAAAACCGCUAACUCACAAUACCGGUUGAGGAUGACACAUCAAGGAAGGUCGUUUUUCCUGGUAACCGACAACGGUCUGACGUUCGAAUACAUCAAUGCCGAAAACGUCUGGUUCUGGAUGAAGCACGAGCACUCCACGCCGAUGAAAGGCGUGCUCGGAAACUAUAACGGAAGUUUAUUUCUUGUCGACGCUCAUGGGAGCCUGCUUAUAAGGGAGAGAUGCGGCCAGGAGCUCGUGUGGGUAAACUGUACCUCCUUCAGAAAGGGUAAGCAAGUUACCGGAGGGCCGCCUUGGGAUGUAAUGCCCGGAAAAGGUGCGAAACUCACGGCCGAAGACGCGCUCUUCUUCGUUGGCAAAAGCGGAAAACUCCUGCAGCUUACGGUCGGGUCGAGGAGAUUCAAGUGGAAAGACUGUAAACAUCCCCGGGAUACGAAAAUCGCGGCGAUCGCGGAUCAGGAGCUCUUCCGGAAGAACAUCGUGUUUGCGAUAGGAAGCAACGGGCGGUUAUAUCAGUACAACAAGGUGACUGAGCUGUGGCAUGAGCAUUACCAAUCUAAGCACUUGGUUCUAUCGCACCAGCCCGGAAUCGCCACGAGGCCGACGCCACAGUCGUUGAAAGGGUCGCUUUUCAUGGUCUCGGAAGAAGGAGGGCUCGUCGAAUACAACUGGAACGACGGGUGGGACUGGAUAGAACAUGGAAAGCCGUCCAAAAGCGUGACGAUCGUUAGCCCUCCCGGCCCGUGGUUCGAAGGGGACCAGUUGCUUUUGAUAGGAUCCGACGGGAACGUGUACCUGCGGUAUAUGGACGAGACGACGUGGAGAUGGAAGAGGUGUCGUUUCCCAAACUCGAACAGCGGAAAUCACGAGCGAGCCCGGGGAAGAUAUGGAGAAGAGAUCUGUGUAGACAUCAGUUUCAGGGAAAGCUCACUGAAAAAUGCAGAAGAUCAGAGCAAUGCCAACAAGAACUGUGACACAAAGGUUUCACCUACUAGACCGAUCCUGCUUACCGAAAAUUCUGCCAUCUUCGAGCUACAAGACGGAAGGUUAGCAGAAAUGAAGAGAAUGGAGAACAAAAUAUGGGUAUGGUCACGUAUCAUCAGCACACCGACAAGCUUAUGUGACGACACUUACUGGAUAGCAUUUGCAUCAGAAAACUAAGGUAGAUUCGAAACAAAACAGUUCCAAGGUAACAAGUUAUGGCUGUUUUCUUGUCAUAUACAUGUACAUAAACGUGGGAAAUAACCUAAGUAGAGGAAGAAGUAGAUGAUACAGGUGUAUAUACAGUCUUAGAUUUUUCUUCUCUGAUCAGCAUGAACGAACGAUGUAAAGAACAGUGUAACAUAUGGCAGCAAACUCCAGUAGAUGUAAUGAAUAAGGAUCUAUAUGGUUAACAGUUUUUAUACAAUUUUAA
Tarenaya hassleriana is the source of this 3265-nucleotide messenger RNA. RefSeq lists its product as uncharacterized. The record is from RefSeq and is a predicted model, not a curated record. NCBI's taxonomy places the organism in Eukaryota, Viridiplantae, Streptophyta, Magnoliopsida, Brassicales, Cleomaceae. The transcript has 10 exons. Bases 238 to 3012 code for a protein of 924 amino acids.